This is a messenger RNA of Bursaphelenchus okinawaensis, 964 nucleotides long. NCBI's taxonomy places the organism in Eukaryota, Metazoa, Nematoda, Chromadorea, Rhabditida, Aphelenchoididae. The record is from the annotation of a GenBank genome assembly.
AUGAUUACCAAAAUGAUUCCUAUUAUUCUUGUAUAUUUGCUUCUUUCAACUUUGCACGCUUUUGAAAUACAGGUAUAGUUACAGUAACCUUGAAGGUAAACUUUAAUAGUCUCUUCUCGAUGGAGUAGGAUCAGCAUUUAGUUCAGUCCAGCAGUCAGUAUCUGAGUUUGUGAACAAGGAGACAGAUGACUUUGCACAGAUCCCAUUAGAGAUCGGAGAUCGGCUUGCAUGCACUCCGUGUUCUCUGAUAGCUGGCUACAUCAUGUACAACAUUAACGACAACACUAUUGUUCAGUCGGUAUGGUUGUUGACUUGUAUAAUUUUUAUUGUCUGUGUUAAGUUCUUCUGUAAUAAUUGUAGUUAAUAGCACAAUACCCAUGUCAUUACUAUGUUUACAGCUUAUGAUCGGGUCUUGCCCAGCGAUAUUUUACGGUAAUUGGCACAAAAUGUGGGCGUGUGAGGUUCUGAUGGUGGGCGCAGUAGUUUACUCUCAUUUUGGGGCAUCUAAGUCGUUGUGUCAUGCAAUGGGCAUGUGCUCGAAUCUGUUCAAAGUAAAGCGAAGCUUACUUCAGAAUCAGACGCCACCACAAGUGGACUUUAACGAGCUAGUGCAAGUGAGUAAAAAUGUUGUGGUAAAAAUAAAAGAAUGCUCCAAAAGUAGUAGAGUUUUAAAAAAAUAGUUUAGCACAACUUUUUUGGAUCAGUCUGAUAUAAAGUUUUUAAAACAGAAUUUCAAUUAGAAUUUUGCUUUAUAAGUAAACCGAUCUAGUCAGAGUUUUUACACGAAAAACUUUAGUUACUGCCACUGGACAUGGACAAUUUUGACACAAAGUUGUCGCAACUUGGCCCUGCUGAGUACUCGAAAGUCAAGGAAUCUGUGUCCCGAAUUCUCACGCAAAGACAGAAUCUGAAGCCUGUCGAAUUCUUGGAAACUCUACGUGAAAUCUCGAAGUUUUACCGAUAG